Coffea arabica (coffee) is the source of this 705-nucleotide messenger RNA. RefSeq lists its product as uncharacterized. Lineage: Eukaryota; Viridiplantae; Streptophyta; Magnoliopsida; Gentianales; Rubiaceae. The record is from RefSeq and is a predicted model, not a curated record.
AUGGGCAUAAGAGAAAUAGAAGUAGCUACUGGAAACAAGUUACUCAUACACGAGUUGGAAGACGUCUGUGACUCGGUAACGGGACGUGCACUCACUGGGUCAUGGAUUUGGGACGCGGCUGUAGUGUUAUCCAAUUGGAUAUCAGCUCGAGCCCACCAACUCGACUACGAUUUGAGUGACAAAACUGUCCUCGAACUCGGUGCUGGAACGGGGCUUCCUGGAUUGACGGCAGCUCGGCUUGGCGCCAGCCGAGUCGUACUGACAGAUGUAAAGCCACUAAUUCCGUUAUUGGAGAAGAAUGUGGAGGUCAAUGGACUUGGCGACCGAGUUCUGGCGUGUCAACUCGCUUGGGGAUCGGAUGAGUUACCGAGUCAGCUCAGUGAGUUAGGCCACGUCGACUUGGUGCUGUUGUCGGACGUGUUCUUCGAUGCUGCGGAAAUGGGUGGACUGGCCAAGACGCUGAAGAAAGUAUGUGGGAAGGAAACAACAGUGUGGGGAGCCACCGAGGUGAGGCCGUGGACGAGUGCAAGCUUAGGUGAGUUGGAGAGUGAAGGGUUUGGAAUCGUUGAGCUGUCGAGUCAACUCAGCGAUGGAUUGCAUGAAGAGGUGACAGGUGGCAAUCAGGAGGAGUUCUCUGUUUUCCAGCUGGUUCCACCCGGUCAAGAUUGCGAGCCUUUGGAAGCGUGGUCGCCAAUUGUCUAUUGA